GCUGAAUUCCCCUCCACGAGCUUCACUAGCUACCGCGUCGAUGCACGCAAGAAACGCUUCCCGCAAUGCAUUUCCCACCGGGGCAACAAGGUCUCGCAUCCGGAAAACACCAUGGCUGCUUUCCGCUCCGCUGUUGAAGUUGGCACGCACGCGCUAGAAACGGAUGUGCACUUUACGAAGGACGAAGUGGUGGUGUUGAGCCACGAUGACUCGCUGGAGCGCUGCUAUGGUCGGCCAGAGAAGAUUUUGGACUCCACGUGGGAGGAGAUCAAGGAUGUGCGCACGAUCCGCGAACCCCACGAGCCGCUGCCGCGCUUGGCGGAUUUGCUGGAAUAUCUAGCGCAGCCGGGCUUGGAGGAGAUCUGGCUGCUGUUGGACAUCAAGCUCAGCAAUGACGCGGACACCAUCAUGCGCCUGCUCGGCUCGACGAUUGCAUCCGUGUCGCCGGCGGCACGCAAGAAAUGGGAAGAGCGCGUGGUGCUGGGCAUCUGGGCUGCUAAGUACUUGCCGCUGGCGAUGAAGUACCUGCCCGACUUCCCCGUGACGCACAUCGGCUUCUCGCUCAAAUACGCACGCCAUUUCUUCACCGUGCCCAACGUCAGCUUCAACAUGCUCCUGCCCAUGUUGGUUGCGCCGGGUGGGCGGGCGUUCAUCCGCGAUGCGAAGCAGAAGCAGAAGCGCCAAGUGUAUGCGUGGACGGUGAACGAAGAGGACAAGAUGGAAUGGUGCAUUCGGCGCAAGCUCGACGGCGUCAUCACCGAUGACCCGCGCAAGUUCCUCGACGUCUGCGCACGCUUUGACGAGUUCAGGCGCGAGCCGGUCUUUGCGCUGCGCUUCAAGGCAUAUUUCGAAAUCAUGCGCAUC
Messenger RNA from Neohortaea acidophila, 864 nucleotides. Its product is annotated as PLC-like phosphodiesterase. Lineage: Eukaryota; Fungi; Ascomycota; Dothideomycetes; Mycosphaerellales; Teratosphaeriaceae. The annotation marks the transcript as partial. Gene Ontology annotation, molecular function: phosphoric diester hydrolase activity. Gene Ontology annotation, biological process: lipid metabolic process. The transcript has a single exon. The record is from RefSeq and is a predicted model, not a curated record.